GAACAAUUGGAUUUGUAACCAAACUUCAGCGAACUUCUGGAUUUCCCGCAAAUGAACGUUAUCUGAAGGGAGGCUGAGACCACAAUGAAGAGAAAGAGAAGGGUGCAUCAGACCACGCCCACCACCGAAGAGAACUGCUGUGCUCUAUGCAGACGUAGUGAAAAUGACCCAGACCAGUUUGGCGAAAUGGUCACCCUCAAACAACACAAUCUUACCGUUCACUACUUCUGCUUGUUGACAUCCUGUGGAGUGUACCAGAAAGGAGAGGAGCAUGAGGGAAUCUUUGGCUUCCUGGUGGAGGACAUUAAAAAGGAGAUCCGUCGCUCUUCUCGUCUGACCUGUGUGGAUUGUAAACAGAAGGGUGCAUCUGUGGGCUGUUUCAUCAGAAGCUGCAAGAAGAAGGUUCAUUUUCCCUGUGGGAAGAAUCAGCAGUUCAUCUUCCAGUUCACUGACCUCUUUCAGUCUUACUGUAAGGAACACAGUCCGACCCAGUCUGUAUCAGCGUGUUCUGACCUGAGUUUGCCUCAGUCCUGUUCUGUGUGUCUGGACUCCAUAGAACCGAUUCUGUCCUACUCCAUCCUCAAAUGUCCUGCCUGCCACGCCAGCUGGUUCCACCGGGACUGUGUCCAGCAUCAGGCCCACAGUGCUGGACUGUUCUUCUUCAGGUGUACUCUGUGUAACAACAAGGACAGCUUCCAGGAGGAGAUGCUUCGAAUGGGGAUUCAUAUUCCACAGAGAGAUGCAUCAUGGGAGUUGGAGGCCAACGCAUAUGAGGAGCUGCUGGAGGUUUAUCAGCACUGUGAUGCCCCCAUCUGCGUCUGCAGCAUUGGACGCAAGCACUCUGCUAAGACUGGAUGGUUUGAGAUUCUGCGCUGCAGGCUCUGUGGCUCCAGGGGGACCCACAGGAAGUGUUCAGAGCUCAGGUUGCACACCACGAACUGGGCCUGUCUGGCGUGCACCCAGGCUGUGGACGGGACCGCCUCCCUGAUGCCCAGAGGGGAGUCUCCUCAGGUUGGAGGACAAAGAAAGAGCCUCCUGUCUAAACACCGUCGCUCAUCCACCUCCUGUCAGGCCUCCCCUAAGGCCUCCCCCCAGCCGCAGCAUAACCUCCAGGCUUCUCCUAUUCUGGAUGCUGAAACCCAGACUUCUCCCGUCGAAUCACGGGCCCAGGUCUCCCCUGUCCUCCUCCAGCCCCCGGCCCACUCCAGCCUUGUUGAGGUGAAUGGAGACCAGGCUCUCACUGCUGGCCUGGCCUUGGUGAGGAGGACCGACUUCAACCCUGCACACAGACUGUCCGUCAGUUUCAAAGGCAACCAAAGGACUUCAUUUCCCAACCUCCCGUGCUACAGCGAAGCGGCCACGCGUUUCUUCCUGAAGCUGCUGGUGCAGCAGAUCCAGAACUCGGUGGUGUUUGAAGGCCCGGAAGACUUCAAAAACCUGGCUCUGGAUGCUCAGGCUCUUCGUGAGGACCUGUACUUUGACCUGGGCUGUCUCCUGGCUCUCUCUCUGGUGCAUGGCGGUCCUCCUCUCCACUUCUUCUCCCCCGCCCUCUACCAGUGUCUGUUCAACUUCCCCCACAACUCUCCCCUCAACCUCACUCACAUGACACAGGACUCCCACUUCACACGCCAGCUACACAAGAUAGAAGAGUCCAGCUCACUGGAGGAGCUGAAGGAGGCCAUGGCAGCAAAUAGGGACUACUUAGAACUGGCUGGCUGUAGUCGACCAAUCAGCAGGCUGGAUGAGAAGGAGGCUCUGGUGGAGGACCUGGUCAGCUUUACUGUCAUCACCAGGAUGCAACUGCCACUGCAGAGGUUUCGAGAGGGCCUACAGACACUGGGUGUGUUUGAACAGGUGCAGCUGUUCCCGGCAGUGUUCUGCAAGGUGUUCUGUGGCCCAGCAGAACCGCUCACAGCUCAGACCAUCAGUGAGCUCUUCACCGUCUGCUUCUCCUCACAGGAAGACAGACGGCACCGGGAGAUGUCGGUCAUCACCUUCUGGAGACAUUUCUUAAUGGAGUGUGAUGUUGGAAGGAGUUCCAUUUUUCUGCAGGACCUCCUAUUGUUUGCCACGGGAACAGAGGAGGUGCCUGCUGUGGGCAUCCUCCCCCCACCCACCCUCUCUUUCCUCCACCCUGCCUGUCCUGAGAUGAGACAAGAGUGGGGAGAGGAGCAGAUGGAUGGAGGAGGAAGCGAGGUACUUUUUCCACAGAGUGACCCCAGCACCAACCGCCUCUUCCUACCUGUCACCUCUUCCUACCAGGCCUUCAAGUGCUCCAUGGAGCAGGUCAUCAGCAACUGCACACACCUCAGUAGACAGGUAGAGGAAAGGCUGGACCACAGCUGA
This is a messenger RNA of Lampris incognitus (smalleye Pacific opah), 2346 nucleotides long. It is a transcript of the gene g2e3, whose product is annotated as G2/M-phase specific E3 ubiquitin protein ligase. Lineage: Eukaryota; Metazoa; Chordata; Actinopteri; Lampriformes; Lampridae. The record is from RefSeq and is a predicted model, not a curated record. Gene Ontology annotation, cellular component: nucleus. Gene Ontology annotation, molecular function: ubiquitin-protein transferase activity. The transcript is spliced from 18 exons. Bases 85 to 2346 code for a protein of 753 amino acids.